GUAGUUGGAUUUACGAAAAAAAUUUGACCAACCAAAUUAAUUUAUAAAAUAUUAUGUAUGAUGUUUGAGUAGUUAUUUUUGCUUGGGUGGGUAAAGCUUCAUUACAAGCUCUCUAGCAAACAAAAAUAUUUUACCUCCGAUCUGGAGCCAGGCGUGUCUAAUGCAAAGGCUAGAAAUGAAGAUUUCGCACACCAUCUGUUUGUUCUAUUUUUUUUACAAAUGUCGGAAACACAUGUUACACAUUCUUUACUGAGGUUAGGAAAAAGGUAAUAAGGAUACAAAACAACGAACAGCGUUGUAGGAAAGCCCCCAACUUUCCUAUGCAGAAGGUAUUACAGCUGGCCUCAGUGUGCUGUCCCUGUUGUGCGGCGAAGUCGUCAGAUAACGAGGUAGAUGUCGGAAGCAAUUUUGAGUACGUCGUCCACAACCAUUACAUAUACAAAGUGCGGAAGCCGGCGACAACUGUGAGAACUGGCAUACCUGAAGAAUUCAAAAUCGGCGACACCAUCUCCAACCACAGCAGCCCAACAUACCGCAGAGAUAAAAAGAAAAGUGAAAGACGAAGAUCCCGAAUUUACCCAGAAGGUUCGUUAGCGGAGGGAUUCGAUGAAAGAAACGUCACGGGGAUCGAUCAGAUCAAGAACAUCAAUUCGGAAGGCGUACAAGUGUAUUUCGUUGAAAAUAACGAAACAUCGGCCCCGUUGAAGUCGUACAAUGCACAUUCGCCUUUAUCGGCAAUAUCGAAACACCUAUACUCGGACAUCGCCGGCGAUUCGAGCCUUCUUUACAGCCGAGAAGAAACCGCCACAGGAGAAUCGAAGAAGGAGAACAGCACCUACAGCCUUUCGCUUUCACAGGAGGAAACACUCACAGGAAAAUAUGUCGAUUUGUCGUCCUCGUCCUCCAUCCCGGCGAGCCACUGUGGAAGAGCGAGAGCUGAAAAAUCCGUGCAAAAGUCGAGAACUUUUAAAGAAGCCAUGGAACUUCCAGAAAUGAAAAAACCGAGACAAAACCCGGGAGGAAACGGUGGACACGGUUACUGAAAACCAAUUAAUUGUAAAUAACUCGUUUUUAACUUGGUUAUCAAAAGAUAAUCUUUCAUAUCGAAUUUAAAAAAAAAAACGAAAAUAUUUUAA
Cimex lectularius (bed bug) is the source of this 1136-nucleotide messenger RNA. RefSeq lists its product as uncharacterized. The record is from RefSeq and is a predicted model, not a curated record. The transcript has 2 exons. Lineage: Eukaryota; Metazoa; Arthropoda; Insecta; Hemiptera; Cimicidae. The coding region runs from base 321 to 1043 and encodes 240 amino acids.